This is a messenger RNA of Apis cerana (Asiatic honeybee), 1224 nucleotides long. RefSeq lists its product as uncharacterized. Gene Ontology annotation, molecular function: copper ion binding. Gene Ontology annotation, biological process: superoxide metabolic process. The record is from RefSeq and is a predicted model, not a curated record. Lineage: Eukaryota; Metazoa; Arthropoda; Insecta; Hymenoptera; Apidae.
CUUAGUAUCUACGACUUCAAGAACGUGUACGUGAUACUCAAUCCCUUUCAUUUUUCAAGUACAAGAUCUUUGUUUACGGUAUAAUAUUUAUUUUUAACUUUUGAUUCAAUCAUUAUCAUCUUACCUACAUAUAGAAAACUUUUUUUUGAUUUAUAUUGAAAUUUUUAUAAUAAUUUAUAAAAAAAUUAUAAUAAUUUUAUAUAAUUUUAUAAUUAAUAUAAUUAUAAUAAUUUUAUUUCAAAAUUUGACUUAAAAAAUUAUUAAAAUUUAUAAAUAAUAAUAUAAAUUUAUAUUAUAUUAAUUUUUAUUUAAAUUGUUAAUUUUAAUAUUUUAUCAUAACAUUCAUUAUGAAUAAAAUAAUUAUAUUACUACUUGGAAUUCUAAUUGUCGAAUUUAUCACUGAAACUGUAACUAUGUACAUUGAAAAAAAAUUAUUUGCAAACGUCGACUUGAUACCUCAUAAUGCUCAAAACAGAAACGUAACGGGUAAACUAACUAUUGUUCAAAAUGAUGAUAAUUCUGUUGUUAUUACUGGAAAAAUAUGUGGACUUUCAAUGAAUGGGUUACAUGGUUUUCAUAUACAUGAAAAAGGAAAUUUACAAAAUGGUUGCACAUCUACUGGCUCACAUUUUAAUCCUGAGAACGUUACCCAUGGUGGACCAAAUAGCUUAAUAAGACAUGUUGGUGAUUUAGGUAAUAUUCAAACAAAUAUUAAUGGUGAAGCAGAUGUGUACAUCAAAGAUUUCAUUAUUUCUUUGACUGGAAAGAAUAGUAUUCUUGGACGUGCAAUAGUUGUUCAUUCUGACGAAGAUGAUUUAGGAAAUGGGAACAGUCAUCUUUCUAAAACCACUGGAAAUUCGGGAAGUCGUUGGGCUUGUGGUAUUAUCGGAAUUAACUAGAUUUCACUGAAUUUGAUUCAUUUGAUUUUAUAUUUAAAAUUUAGAAUUUAGAUUAAAGAUUCUUAAAUAUUUUAUAAUUUUUCAUAAAUAAAAUGAAAUAUAAAAUUUAAAAUAACAAUAAUAAACUUCUAUAUUUGUUAUAUUAUAAUAUUCAAUUAUUACCAUUAUUAUUAUCAAACAAUAUCUAUGUUAUAUUUCUUCAUAUUUAUAACAUUAAAUAAUUAAUAUUAUAAAAAAUAUUUAAGAAUUUAUUAUAUUUAACAUUAAUCUAUUAUAUUUAUUACUAUAUUUAAUUUGUAUAAAAAUAAAUUAAUAAAUCCAAAAA